This is a messenger RNA of Helicoverpa zea (corn earworm), 2651 nucleotides long. Its product is annotated as cysteine and histidine-rich protein 1 homolog. The record is from RefSeq and is a predicted model, not a curated record. Bases 534 to 1721 code for a protein of 395 amino acids. NCBI's taxonomy places the organism in Eukaryota, Metazoa, Arthropoda, Insecta, Lepidoptera, Noctuidae. The transcript is spliced from 7 exons. Gene Ontology annotation, cellular component: nucleus.
UCAACUAUUAUAUUUGUCUAGUGUUGUACAAAGUAGGCUUAGUAGAUUUAGGAUUUUGUCGUUUUGUUCUGUAUCUACAUUAAUAUAAUAAAGAGGAUUUUUUUUGUUUCCCGAGCAGAACACGGCCUCCUAGGCUGAACGAGAUGCCAAAUACAUAUAAAAAAAGUUGUGUGCAUCGAUUUGAAAAAUUCUUUCACUGUGUUGGAAAGCUGCACUCUUCCCGUAUAUCUAUCUACAUUUUAUCUUGGUACGGGCAGAGGCUCCCAAGGGACGCGGAAAAUAUAUUUUCAGUUACGUGCACAUGUGUACCUAUAGCUCAUACACGCACUAUCGAUUCAUUCUCGAUGGUUUCGACAUUUAAGAACAACACUAAAAAGGUUUCGGGUUGCGGGAGGGUGGGCAUCUAUAUAAACAACAAACCUUUGUUUGUAGCGAAGUUCGUCGAUACUCGUUUAGCGUCAUUUGAUUUAGCGUCCAUCUGACGCAGUAGCGCGCAGUUUGUGUCGUAGUAUUGUUGUUAUUUACAUUGUGUAAUGGCCGAAGCGCCUGAGAGCGAGCCCAUGCCGUCUUCUAGCGAAGGCGGGGUCGGGCCCGACGUGAAAGAUGCCGAUGAGCCAUUGACUAAAAAACGUAAAAUAACUGAGAAAGAGGGGAGCGACAAGCUCGAGCACAGGCUGGGGGGCAUCCUGUGCUGCGCAGUUUGCUUGGACCUGCCGCAGGCGGCCGUGUAUCAGUGUAGCAAUGGACACCUGAUGUGUGCUCCAUGCUUCACGCAUUUGCUCGCGGACGCGCGGCUGCGCGACGAGGCGGCCACGUGCCCCAACUGUCGCGUGGAGAUCUCCAAGACGUCGGCGUCGCGCAACCUGGCCGUGGAGAAGACGGUGUCGGAGCUGCCGUCCGAGUGCAAGUACUGCACGUGCGUGUUCCCGCGCCACUCGCUGCAGCACCACGAGGAGAACACGUGCGAGGAGAGGCAGUACAAGUUCUCGCAAAUGGUAGUCGAUACGGCACAGAGCAGACGCUACCUCGAUAGUUUGGUUCGCAUAGUGUCCAGCUUGGUGCGUAGCGCCCGGCGCCGGCCGCGCCGGCCGCAGUCGUACAGGGGCCGUGUCCGCAGGCUGACGGGCUGCCGCUUCGCGUGCAUCGGCUGCCCGUGGCUGGGCCCGGCGCACGAGGCGCGGGCGCACGAGGCGGCCUGCGCGCACCCCGGCAAGUCGGCGGCCGACGUGGUGGCCACGCUGGCGGAGCGCGAGCGCCGCGCCCGCGACGCGCACGCCGUCUACAGCCAGGUGCUCGACCUGCUCUCCUACGAGAAGAUUACCUUCAAUGACCUGCAGCUGAAGCCGUACCGCACGGAGGAGUUCGUGCACAAGCUGUACUACGAGACGUCGCGGUUCUCCGCGUUCGGCCACCAGUGGGUGGUGAAGGCGUUCGUGAACAAGAACCAGCGCGACCCGACGCAGAGCUCGCAGCGGGAGAUCACGUACCAGCUGAUCCUGAAGAGCAAGGCGGCGUGCGCGCUGGCGGUGCAGUGGGUGGCGCUGCGCGGCCCGUACGGCGAGGCGCGCGUGCGGCCCGAGCUGGCGGCGCACAGCUUCCACGACGACGCGCCCGACGCGCCGCCGCUGCCGCUGCCGCUGGCCGACGACAACGACACCAACCGCCUGCUCUCCAACAAGGCCAUACACUUCAGGCUCAUAAUGUUCCUGUCGUCCAAGUGAUGGGCUGCGGCGCGGGCGCCGGGCGGCGAGUGACGUCACGCCGUCACACUCCGCGUUACCAAAGAACAAUGCAACCACAUACACACACCCUCACACACACACGCGCGCGCGCGCGACAUCCUCACACUCCCACCACACAUCCUACACAUCGACUUCAUAACUCAAAAUCAUUUAUUUCUCGAAUAAAGCAAUACCGAGAUUUUUAUGUAUUUGUGAUAUAGCUAGCUACUAUUUAAUUAUGAGAUGUCUUGUUAGAAUUGAUCUGUACAAGCAUUCAUAGCAUUCUGUCCGCUUUUUAUAACAUUACUUAAUUCAUAUUUUUGCGUUACAAAUCGUAGUGGAACGGAAAUUCAAAAGCAGAGGUUCGAGAUUAUAAUUGAGUACAAAUUUCUAUUUAUUGGUGAUUAUUUGUUGAGUCGUUAGUGAUGUAAGUAUUGAUAGAUGUUAUUAGGUGUAAGCUUUUCGCUUAAACACAUUCAGUGCGGCUACUCUGGUAAUGGCGUCAUAUCCGAUACAAUGCGUCAACCUAGUAUGUUACAAGCCACGCACCACACACCAUAUCUAAAUCGGCAGCUUUUACGAUGUAGCUAUGUAGGUACGAUUAUAACUCAAACAAGGACUUACCAGAGUGACUGUAUUGAAUAAAACGAACAUUUUAACUUGGUAUUCAUUUAUUUGGUAACAAUAAUGGCCAUAAAAUUUGUAUACGUAUUUAAAAAAAUAUUUUGAAGAGUUGUGUUUAUAUAAAUCUUAUGUAUUUUGCAUGCAUGUGUUUUACUGAACGGCUCCGACCGCUAACUUUAUGUAUUGAGUAAUCAAAUUAAUUAUUAUAUUUUAAAGUAACACCUGGAGCCGUGUUACAAUCAUUAUUUUAUAGUGAAUUACUUUAGAUAUAACUUUGGGUUUUGAUUAAAGUGCUAAGUUAUUGAA